Molecule: messenger RNA, 3593 nt
Organism: Episyrphus balteatus (marmalade hoverfly)
Lineage: Eukaryota; Metazoa; Arthropoda; Insecta; Diptera; Syrphidae
Gene: Eaat1
Product: excitatory amino acid transporter 3
Exons: 12
Coding region: 273-1709 (478 amino acids)
Biological process (GO): L-glutamate transmembrane transport
Cellular component (GO): plasma membrane
Molecular function (GO): glutamate:sodium symporter activity; L-glutamate transmembrane transporter activity; neutral L-amino acid transmembrane transporter activity
Source: RefSeq, a predicted model, not a curated record
UAAUUGUAAACAAUCAACCAAGAGCAGCGUGAGAGCACCCUCAAAAAGCCAGACGAUAGCCGACCGUGAUACGUUCUGAUUGUGAAUUUUCUUGUUUAGUACAAACUGAUGUCUCGUUGAGCGAACUCGUCUAUAAACUUACUAGUCGCAGCUGUUUGAAUUUCAGAUAAAAAGGUUUUAUAAGUUUAUCGCAUAAGCCAACGUUCGAAAGGCUUACAAAAACCUUUAAUUGUUUAUAAGGACGGAAGGUAACAAUUGAUCGCACAAGCAAUAUGACUCGACCAAAGAAUAGUUCCAAGUUUAAAGGGUUCAUGCAAGAGAACUCUUUAACUAUCUUAACCAUAAUAGGUGUUGCAGUUGGAAUUAUUGUAGGACUGAUACUAAAAAACAGCACGGGACCAUGGACAAAACGAGAGAUUAUGUACAUAGCCUUCCCGGGAGAGCUGUUUUUAAGGAUGCUCAAGUGUCUAAUUGUGCCAUUGUUAGUUUCGUCAAUAACAAGUGCUAUUGGUUCUUUAGAUUUAAGUAUGUCCGGUCGAAUUGCAACAAGAGCAAUUGUGUACUAUUUCUUAACGACAGUAUCUGCAGUUAUAUUGGGUAUAGUACUCGUAACAUCUAUUCGUCCAGGACAAGUAGGACAAGUAGAUGAGUUUAUGACUGAUGAUGUUGAAAAGAACUCAAAAGUUCUUACACCAGAUACAUUGAUGGAUCUCAUCAGGAAUAUGUUCUCGGAUAACAUAGUUCAAGCAACAAUGUUUCAGUAUCGGACAGAAAUACGAGCUCCUACAAAUAUUACCCAAAAAGAUUUGCCCAUGGAACUAUGGGAAUUCAGUGGAAAGUAUAAAGAUGGAUCUAACGUAUUGGGUUUGGUAAUGUUUAGCAUUGUACUUGGAACAACAAUUGGCAGAAUGAGGGAACAAGGUAAACUUCUGCAGGAAUUCUUUACAACUCUUAGUGAAGCUAUGAUGAUUAUUACUUCUUGGGUUAUUUGGAUUUCACCUCUUGGAGUGGCAUUUUUGAUUACCGCCAAAAUUAUUGAAAUGCAUUCUUUAGUUCUUGUAGUUCAACAACUUGGAUGGUAUUUCCUUACUGUAAUGUUAGGUUUGAUCCUUCAUGGAUUUGGUACAAUUCCACUUUUGUUCUUCUUGGGGAGCGGAUCACUUCCUUACAAGUAUAUUGGAAAGCUCAGUCAAGUAUUGGCUACUGCUUUCGGAACUGGCUCAAGUUCUGCCACAAUGCCAUGCACCAUUAAGUGCCUCGAUGGUAUGGGUAUGGAUCCACGUGUUACAAGAUUUGUCAUUCCAGUGGGAGCUACAAUUAAUAUGGAUGGAACUGCCCUUUACGAAGCUGUUGCUGCCCUUUUUAUCGCUCAAUACAGACAAGUCAGCUAUUCGUUUGGCACUGUAAUAGCAGUAAGUAUUACUGCAACUGCGGCCUCGAUAGGUGCCGCAGGUAUUCCACAAGCUGGUCUUGUAACUAUGGUUAUGGUUUUGGAUACCGUGGGUCUGCCAGCAAAGGAUGUUUCCCUAAUUAUUGCUGUUGAUUGGCUAUUGGAUCGUUUCCGUACUACAAUCAAUGUGAUGUGCGAUGCUAUUGGAACAAUUCUUGUAAACAAAUUAUCAGUGAAAGACCUGGAAAUAGCCGACCGAAGUGCUGCGGAUCCACAUGAACUGGUUGAACUUAGCAAUGGACACGAGCUUAAGGAUUAAGAACUGAGAUUUUUUUUUCAUAAAACAUUUAUAUAGCCAGAAAAAAUUACAAGUAAAUAUUAAGCGAACUUUCCCUCAAACAAAUUGAUAUGAGAUGUAAAUAUUUAAAUCAGCAUAAUACAAAAAUUAGUUGUUAUCCCGUGAAUUAAAAAGAAACAAAAAAAAAGAUAAUAUCAAUAAUAUUAUAUAAAAGAAAUCGUAAAAAAGCUGAAUGCUAUAGUUUUUAAAGUAUAUACGUUUAUAUCGUAUAUAUGAAAAUAUAAUAUAUAGAAUCAUAUUUUUUAUUUUAAUUUUUUUUAUUAUAUUUUUAAUAGUAACAAAUAUUAUUAUUUCAUGGAUGUGUUCGCAUUAAUAAUUUUAUGCAUAAAUAUUUCUUUUUUGUUAUGUAUAAUUAUUUUUAUGUACAAAAAAUAAUUUAAACCAUGUCAAGUUUAUUAUUAUUUUUUUUUUUUUUAAACAAAACCAUAUUAAGUUCUAUUUGAACUUGUACAUAUACUUAAUAGUAUAAGAAGUUUAAAAGAAAAACAAAUGACAAUAAAAUAAAAUUAUUUAUAAAGCAAACUUUUAACAUUUUGGCUCUUAUGUAUAAAAACUAAGCUCUGUGGAAUAACCCUCAAUAACACUCAAAGACACUAAGUCUCUAAAAAUUGCAACUUUCUUUGUCGGGUUCAGCCCCACUCAUUUAUACCUUCAAUCGUGCAGGGAGACGUCUAUCUCUACAGGUUUAGUUAUUGACAAAUACUGUCUUUAUUAAGAUUUACGUAUAUUUUCUUUCAAAAAUUACCACCGGGCUAACUUUUGAAUAAAAACUCAGCGGAGAAUCAUGAUGACGAAACUGUUGGAAUUUUCAAAUUCCUGGAGAUGCAACAUGACUUUGGUUAGAUUCCCUAAAAAGUAUUUAACGUCACAAAGAACUAAGAAAUUCUUUCAAUACCUUUUGUGGAUUUAUUUAAUCAUCGGUUUUAAAUUUAUCUUGAACUUAUUUCUCCGAAUAAAGAAGUUAUUUCAUGCUUGCUUUGGGGGUUAUUGCAUAGAGCCAAAACCAAGUAUGCUUGUUCUAGUAUCUAGUACUAGCUUAAAUCAGCCAUUUCUGUUGAGCGUUUGCUGGAUGUUUUAGUUCAAAUAUCUUCUAUUUUAUUGAGUUAAACUGGCAUAUCAAUUGCGUAUGAAUAAUAUCGAAACCAUAUUAAAUUUUUAUUUAUAGAGGCAUUUUUAAUAAAUAUCGAAAUACAAGAAUAAAUCGAAAAACGUACAUGUAUCGAAGAGUUCUACGAAUAAAUUUUUUUUUAUUUCAUUUAAUGCAAAUUCAUUACUGAUGAAAAUAUAAUUUAAUAGAAAAAAAGAAAAAAAAAAAAAACUAAAAUUAUUCAUAAAUUAACACAGCCAUUCCAAACAAUCGUACCUAUUGAUAUUUUUUCUGAAAUUAAUAUUAAAAAAAAAAUAAAAAUGUGUUGAAAUAAAUAUUUUUUUUAUUAAGUAUCCCUUUCUAUAUAACUGUAAGUUUUAAAAUCCAAAGCAAUGUUCUUAGAAAUAAUAUGUGUUCGUAGUUAAUAAGCUAUAAUUAGCGAAUGUUUAAUUUUGGCACAUUAAAGUGCUAAUAAGUUCAGUCAAUAUUAUUAUUGUUAUAAAGGUUGAAUGUUUGUUAAAAAAAUCUAAAUGCAUAAAACGUUAGUAGUUAAAUAUAUUUACAUACUUAUAUCUGCGAAAACUGUUGAAAAUUUAUCUGAGUCAAUUGGUAUAACAGCUGAGAAUUUCCAUAGUUAACAUCGUUAGACGUUAAGGAUAGAUCUUCGAAUAAUAAUACGUACAUAUGAUUAUUUAGAUUGGUUUUGUAAUGUCUGGGACUGUUUUCAAUUUAUAAUAAAAAAAACUAAUAAAAACUUA